AAACUUAGUUCUUCAUCCGUUAUUCGAAAUCGUCCAACGAUGGCUUCGGAAUCUGACAGCGCGGUCGAUAUCAGUACGGACUCAGCCUACAUCACAGCUCCAUGUGGUGAAACGGCUGCGGAACGAUCAAGCUUUCUUUCCGUCUUUGAUGUGUACGAUAUUGCAGCUGCAAUUGGCAAGGAAUUCGAGAGCAUCAUUGAUAAACAUGGUUCAGACUCAGUCUGCAACCUUAUGCCCAAAGUCAUCCACAUUCUGGAGGAACUUGAAGACUACGCCUCCCGCCUUGAAAGCCAAGACGGCGAAAUAUUGGCUCUUCAGGCAGCUGUUGAUCGAAUUGAACUUGAUAGACUUUCACAUGCGCAAGAUCGGCUCAGAUGCGAACAAGAGAUGCUAAAACUGGAACAAACUUGGCAAGCUGAGGCUGCGGAGUUUAGACAAAUUAUUCAGAGGUUGAAAGAUGAAAAUAUGUUUCUCAUAAGAGCUCUCAAUGCAGCCAAAGUCUCCGACGAGUGUCCUUAUAGUGAAGUUUCCGUAGCUAUGCUUAAAUUGGUUUCAGAGACAGCCGGUGAGGAAGUGAGGCUUAUGCUACGACUGAAGGAAGUAAUCGACCGGCAAAGGAUUGAGAUACGGGCGCUGAAGAGGCAACUGGCGCAGACUUCUAUCGACCUCGACGCCGUGAGUUGGUCAAUUUUAUUGGCACUUAAUUGCACAUGUAGAAGAUUCUGUCUUGGUGCACAAGCGGACAUACAACAGCAAGCAAACCGACUAGCCAAACUCAAUGCUGUGCUUAGGCGAAAACACGGAGUUAGCAAGCGUCAAGCGGCUCAGCUAGCGGAAGACAAACUGCUCAACACCGAGGGCAAAAUGAUUCUCGAUGUGCCUAAUUCCAGUCGACCGCGCUUCACUGUCGAUGAAUUACGCAACGCUCUUAUUGAACGUAAUGAGCUCAAGUCGCGCAUCGUAGAAGUUGAGGAAGAGUUGUCCGUCUACAGCCGAGCAGGUGACCAAGAUCCACCAGUCCAAGGUCCAAUAAAUCGUGAGCCAGACGAAAAGCUCUACUUCGACCAGCAUCGGUCUUCCUCCGGCAUCCAGAAAUUGUAA
Molecule: messenger RNA, 1101 nt
Organism: Dibothriocephalus latus
Lineage: Eukaryota; Metazoa; Platyhelminthes; Cestoda; Diphyllobothriidea; Diphyllobothriidae
Source: the annotation of a GenBank genome assembly